Molecule: messenger RNA, 3837 nt
Organism: Ricinus communis (castor bean)
Lineage: Eukaryota; Viridiplantae; Streptophyta; Magnoliopsida; Malpighiales; Euphorbiaceae
Product: disease resistance protein Roq1-like
Biological process (GO): defense response; signal transduction
Molecular function (GO): ADP binding
Source: RefSeq, a predicted model, not a curated record
UCUGCCUAGAAACUGAAAAUUUUCUCUACUGUAUUAUAUCAUAAAAUACAUGAUUUUACAAGAAUUUAGUUCAGUUGAAUUCCAUUAAUCAAUUCUCACCUCGGAAAAGUAAUGGUGAUUAAAGUCCACUGAGAUCAUACCAUAAGUGAAAUGAUUUUGCAACAACAUCAAAUAAAUCGAACUCUUGUACAUGAGAAUUGGCAGAAACAAUUGACUCAAGGCACGGGGAAAUCUGCCGCCACUUCCCUUCCAUAUGAGGAGGAGGAGGAGAAGUUUCAUGGGUGAAGAUACUCGAAAAAAGUUUACUAGCCAUCUUUACAAGGAGUUGUGUCAAAAAGGAAUCAUAACCUUCAAGGAUGACAGAGAACUACCAAAAGGGGAGCCAUUUCCGACAGAACUACCUAAAGCAAUACAAGACUCGAGAAUCUUGGUAGUUGUUUUUUCAGAAAACUAUGCUACUUCAACAUGGUGCUUGGAUGAACUUGUGAAAAUUCUUGAAUGCAAGAAAGCUGGUAGGCAGACUGUCUUGCCUAUCUUUUAUGAUGUAAUUCCUGAUGAAGUGCGAGAACAGGAUGGCAAAUUUGGAGAACCCUUCAUUGAAUAUGAAAUACUGUACAAAGAUAACAUUGAGAAGGUUCAGCAAUGGAGAGUUGCAUCAACAGAAAUUGCCAAUCUCUCUGGAUGGCAUCUACAUGACAGGGAAGAGGCCGAUUUCAUUCAAGACAUUGUAGAAUCCAUACUUAACCAAUUGAGAAGAUCAAGUCAAAGCAUAGCCAACGAUUUUGUGGGGAUGGAUUCUAGGCUGGAGAAAUUGAUUUUGCUUUUAGAUAUGGGGCAGUUGAGUGAAGUUAGAAUCAUAGGAAUAUGUGGGAUGGGCGGUAUAGGUAAGACAACUAUUGCAAGUGUGGUUUACAAAGAAAUGUAUUGUCAAUUCAAAGGUAGUAGCUUUCUUGCAGAUGUCAGAUCAGAGUCUUCUAACAGAUUUGGCUUACUUUCCUUACAAAAACAACUCCUAUCUGCAACCUUGAUGAAAAAAGACAUAGAAGUGUAUGAUGUCUAUAAAGGAACAGAAGAAAUAAGAAAUAGACUAUGUCGUAAAAAGGCUUUUAUCAUUCUUGAUGAUGUUAAUCAGUUAGAGCAAUUAGAAUUCUUAAUUGGGAAAAGGGAUGAACACUGGUUUGGUGCCGGAAGUAGAAUCAUCAUAACAACACGAGAAGAAAAAUUGUUGAAUCAAUAUGGAGUAGAUGAGAUAUAUAGAGUUGAGGAGUUAAAUGAUAGGGAAGCCUUUCAGCUCUUCUGUUCAAAAGCCUUCAAGAAUAGUUACUCACCUGAAUAUGUGGAGCUUUCUGAAAAGGUUGUAGAAUAUGCAGGUGGCCUCCCUUUAGCUCUCGAUAUUCUAGGUUCCUCUCUGUAUGGUAAAUCUGUAAGGGAAUGGAUUAGCACAUUGGAUAAAUUGAAAGAAAUUCCUGAUGAAAAGAUUCUAAAUAAGCUUAAAAUAAGUUAUGAUGGACUUGAUGAAGCAUCGCAAAAAGUAUUCUUAGAUAUUGCAUGUUUCUUUAAAGGAAAGAAUAAAGAUUACGUCACGAAAGUACUAGAAAGCUGCGGACUUUUCCCGGAUAGAGGAAUACGAGAGCUUAUUGACAAAUCUCUCAUAACAAUUUCAUGUGGAGAUGUGAGGAUGCACGAUUUAGUUCAAGAAAUGGGUCGAGAAAUUGUUUGUCGAGAAUCUCGGGAAGAGCCAGGACAACGAAGUCGGAUAUGGCGUUAUCAGGAUGUCUAUGACAUCCAAAUGAAGGAUAUGGAAACAAGCCAAGUUAAAGCCAUAGUCUUGCAGUCUUGGGUAGAAGAAGAGGAACACCUAAGUGCAAAAGUCUUCUCAAAGUUGAGAAAGCUAAGAUUGCUUAUACUUGGAACGUUAACUUUCCAUCAGGACAUUGAAUAUCUUUCUAAUGAAUUAAGAUAUUUGGAAUGGCUUGAAUUUCCUUUUAAAUCUAUGCCAUCAAAUUUUCAACCAGAUAAACUUGUAGAACUACAUAUGCAAUAUAGCAGUAUGGAACAACUGUGGAAGAAAGCAAUAGGGCCCAUGAAGUUGCUGAAGAUUAUUGAUCUUAGUUUCUCAGAGAAUUUAAUCAGGACCCCAGAUUUCAGAGAGGUUCCAAAUCUUGAAGAGUUGAUUCUUGAAAGAUGUGUAAAGCUGCAAGAAGUUCACCAAUCUAUUGGUGUUCUAAAAAGACUUGUUUCUUUAAACCUGAAGAACUGCAAAAGCCUUACCUCCCUGCCAAGCAGCAUUAAUGAUUUAAAGUCUCUCAGGAUUCUUAUCUUACGUGGUUGUUCGAAGCUCGAGAGACUUCCGAACAGGUUGGAGGAUAUGACAUGUUUGGAGAAAGUUGAUGCAGCUGGAAUUGGUACAACACAGUCAAAGCUAUCAUUAGCAAAAGUAUGGAACUCUACACUUCCAUUCUGGUUAAUGCCUUCACAUCCUAUGACUGAAGUGUUGCGGUCUCUGUCAGCUCUACCCAUUCUGAAAAAAUUGGAUCUGAGUUACUGUAAUCUUCCAGAAGGAGCAAUUCCUGAUGAGCUUGGCUGCUUCCCGUGUUUGAAUUUCCUAAAUCUAAGCGGAAAUGAUUUUGAAACCAUACCUUCGAGCAUCAAUCAACUUUCUAGAAUUACACAUCUUAAGAUCGCAAACUGCCAGAGACUCAAGUCCUUACCGGAUCUUCCGUCGAGUAUUGAACGCCUAGAUGUGGACAACUGCAUUUCACUGGAAAAUCUUCCAAAUGUGUCCGAAAAACACAAUAUGAAGAAUUUUACUGUUCAAUUUUCAAAUUGCUACAAAUUAAAUAACAGUCAAGGAUCAACCCGUGUAGCAUUAGCAUGGGUGAAAAGCUAUCUUCUUUCGUUUCUAGAAAUUCGAAGGCUAUUAAAGAUUGAAGAGAGUUGCCAAAGUCAGGAGGAGUUUGAAAGAAUUUGCUUUCAGAGAGGCAUUCAUCCAACUAGACUUUCAUUUUUUCUCCCUCAUUUCUACAUGUACUUCCCUGGACAUGACAUACCUGAGUGGUUCAACUACCAGAGUGAGCAGAAUCCAUUCAGGAUAGAGUUACCUCGGCACUCAAAAUGGUCUAAUAUUGCUGGUUUUGUUAUGUGCGCUCUCUUUUCUGCUGUUCAUAGCCCAGUUUGUAAAUUUACCGUCAAAAGCAAACGUAAGCACCUCUGGAGCACCUCCUACAGCCUGAGAGUCGGGCAAACUAGAGUAUUCUUUGUAUCGAAUCACCUUUGCCUCUUCUUUGUUCCUAAUAGUGACGUAGAUUCCGGCAGUCCAACUGAGGUGUUGCUUACUCACCGAGACAUCAAGAAGUGUGGGAUGCGCAUUCUAUACGAGCAAGAAAUUGAAGAGCUAAUCCAAUACAACAAACCUUUAGAAGAUUUGGCUCUCUGUCAAAACUUUCAUGAUGAUAGUUCCGACAAUGGAAGUUCAGAGGCAGAAUCAAGUGGAGAUGAAGAGGAAGGUGGUCAAUUUUGUUUACCUUGGUCUGAAUUCAAUGUGUAAUCUGCUGCAGGGCUGAGUUAUACUCUAUUCUCAUCCUACUCGAGCAAGGCACACGAAAGAAAUGAGAAGCUUGAAUAACUAGAAACUCGUUUAUUUCUUCAACAAAGACUAUUGGCAAUAAAGAAAGACUAUUAAUAAGAGACAGGUGAAAAAGAUAAAUAAAGACUAUCAAUUCGAGAUGGAAAGUAUAAGUAUUUCAAUAGUUAAAGAUUUUCUGUCUAUUUAUCUCUAAUGUGUCUACAUGUAUCUUAAUAACAAACUUUAAUUGAUAUUAUUUUCACAUUUAAUAA